AUGGCCCGUAAGUGCAAGAGCGCUGUGGAUACGCACGACACCUGCCCGCAGGAUCUCAACGAGAUCCCGUACAUCGGAUGGAUGAACAAGCAGAUAGCUGCUGGUCGCAAGCCCGCUGGCCCUGUACCCGAGGGGAUACCGUCUGCUGGCGGUACCUCGUUUGAAGCUCCUCGUGACGUGCCGUCCCGUGUGCAUCGUGGUGCUGACAGGGUGGCGUCGUCGCGUACUGUUGACGACGACACGUUCGCCAACGAGAUCGAUGAAGAUGAUUUCGACUACAACGAGAACGACGACGGCUCUGACGACGACAACUCUGGCGACGAGGAGGACAAGGGCAUGUCAGACAACGAUGAUGAGGCUGAGGCCGACGAGGUCGACGCGCCGGAGGAGGUGCAGCCGGAGACACAAGCUGCGCGUCGCGGGCGCCCCACGGCAGCGAGGGGUGGUAAAACCGCGCCCAAGGGAGGUGAUCCCCCAUGCCGUGCGCCGAAGUCCCUCAACCAGAUUCCUGUCAAGCGGAGCGUCUGGUUCCAGCGAGAGAACCCGAUCUUCGUCGCGGCGCGAUGGUUUGCCAAGGACGAUCUCGAGCCCCUCAUCGGCAAACAGGGGUCUCAGUACUGGGCCUGCCUCGUGGCGCACAUCGAGAAGGAGAACCCCGGGUGGGUGCACGGCACUAAUGCGGUGCAGAAGCAGUGGCGCAACCUCCUACGCAUCUACAAACAGUUGAAGAAGGGGGAGAGGGCUUCGGGGAAGGGUGCGGUGUGCAAGCCUCCUUGGUGGCCGUAUAUGGAGUUGUACCAGGACAACCGUGCGACGGCGGGUCCGCACGCCGUGGACGGUGGCGGUGCGACAAACGUCCACGUGCCCUGCGGGUUUGCCGUGCCUUCCACUUCGGCCCGUGCAACCUUGACUCCAACGUUCACUGAGCCCCCUCCGCAGAGUACUCCGACAUCGAAGCGUCCGCGUGUCGUCGAGAUUGCCACCAUGGCGGCAUCUAAGUUGGUAUGUGACACCAUCAAAGGGUGCCACGUCGACGUGAUGUCCAAGCUCGAGGGCCUCCCCACGACGGCCGGCGCAGGAGGCGCCGACGACGGAUGGUAUCGUCGCCCGCAGGCAGAGGACGCAUCCGCUAACCCCGAGGCGCCGGAGGAGGAGGUGUGGGUUCGCGGUGCCUCCGAGUAA
Molecule: messenger RNA, 1182 nt
Organism: Closterium sp. Yama58-4
Lineage: Eukaryota; Viridiplantae; Streptophyta; Zygnematophyceae; Desmidiales; Closteriaceae
Source: the annotation of a GenBank genome assembly